CAUUUCGAUGUCAAGCGCUACGUAUUUCUUUGAAAAAAAGUCAAUUAUUCAUCGUUUUUGAUUAAUUCUUCACUUUUCCAAUACGAUUACACUUUAUCUGACACGAGUGCGUUACAUUAAACAGUGCAAAAAUACUCCGAGCCCCAGAAAUUCCGCGAGAAACAUGUGACACGAAUACGAAAAAGGGCUUCCAGACCGUCAAUGUGACAGAAAUGUUUUCUGCCAUCACGACGAGCCACCGCCACCUCGGAGCCUCCACGACCGCGACGCGUGCUCAACGAGAAGCGAUAUAGGGUAAGAUCGUUAAAAAUGAGCGCGAGAUGGCCAGUCCGCCACCGAACCCUAGAGAAGGCGAGGAGGGCGGCUCCGACUUCGCGGAGGAGUCGGCCGGGGAACGCGCGCCCGCCCCGCAGAAGACGUUCAUAGCGCCGCCCGCGUCGCAGCUGCCCAGCAAGCUGCAGUACGUGGCGCUGGGUGCGCCGGGGCCCAGCGGCGGCAUCAAGCAGUGCUUCCGCACGGUCAAGGCGGCGCGCCGCGUGCCCACGCUGCCGCGCCGGCCCAAGGAGGGCGAGGGCUCGGACCCCGCGCCCGCCGAGCCCGAGCGCCGCGUGCGCCGCGACCGCGGCAAGCGGCACGUCUGCACCACCUGCGACAAACGCUUCUCCAGCCCCGGGAAACUUAGUCAGCAUGUACUGUCCCACACCGGCGAGCUACCCUUCUCCUGCGAGCUCUGUGAUAAGCGAUUCAACUCAAAAUUCAAACUCGUUCGCCAUAACUUGAUACACAGCGAGGCUCGAGCCUUCACCUGCAAUGUCUGUGGUAAAAGUUUCAAUCGGAAAGAUCAUCUCACCAACCAUGUUAGAGUCCAUAAUCCAGUUAAAAAGCUUUACACCUGUGAGAGACCCGGCUGCAGAAAAUCUUACACAUCAUUAUUGAGUUACCGUAAACAUGCUGCAUUACAUUCUGCCGAGGAAGGAAAUUUACAAUGUAAGAUUUGCGAUGAGACUUUUACCAACCGCCAAGACAUUGUCUACCACCUCAAAGUUCAUACAGGAAGUCGCACUGUUAAAAAUGAGACUGACAAGAAAUUUACUUGCAAUUUUUGCGAUCGAAGAUUCUUCACCGCUAAAGAUGUAAGGAGGCAUCUAGUUGUACAUACGGGUAGACGUGAUUUUUUAUGUCCUUACUGCCCACAGAAAUUUGGACGUAAAGAUCACUUGGUCAGGCAUGUCAAGAAUGCUCAUCCAGAUGAGUCGUGGCGAUCAGCGGCAGUGGGUACCUCAAGGGAACCAGUACCAGAAGCAACGUCAUUUGAGGAAACAUAUACCGAAUUUAAUACAGAUUACGCCAUAUGGACAUCCCCCCCAGUCGUCAAUCCCACAUCGCCAUCAGAGAGUACGUCUGAGGGUCCCACGAGAGUGCCUUCGUCUGAUAUAAUUGUAGAAAUGCCAGCAGACCUCGAUAUAAAAAUAGAACCGUUAGAUAUAGAACUGGAAGACCCGUUAGAUAUAAAGAUGGAGCAGCCCGAAUCACCGCGAUGUGAACUCGUGCCUGUGGAUUACCCCGUGGUGUAUAUGGACUUGCCGUAUCUGAGUACGGAGCCGCUGACGGACGCGCAGUUGCUGCAUCCGGGGAGUCAUCACGUGGAGUCCCUGUUGAUGGAUCCGGGGGAGGGGCCUUCAGGGUUGUCGAGUCAGAUGCUGCGCGGUUUGUUAGAGGAGAGCGAGCCUGCGUACGCGGGGGACGAAACGCGGCAGCAGCAGCGGCUGCCGGCGUUCACGCAGGCCUUCCAAACGGCGCAGAGCACGAAGCCGCCGCCACCGCCCCCUCCGCCGCACUAGCCUCGUUCCCCGAGCUUCCUGCAUUUAGCUUAUGUGAAUACCGAGCUACCUCACUAGGUAAGAUUGGUCUAAGCUGUAAAUAGUCUGGAGUGAACUAGUAUUCGAUUGUAAUGUUGGACUUGAUGACUUUGUCAUAUGUGAGGGGCGCACGCCCAGGGUUUAAAUUGCCAAAUUGUAUAUUUGUACGUUUCAGGUAUACCAAAAUGUUUCCGAAUUCUACAUGAAUUGUGAUCUAGUCGUGUAUGUACUUUCGGAAUUGUAUAUUGUUUAUUUAUAGCGUACACGUAUGACGUUUAUGGAGUUUAAAGGGACCAACAGUGCUUAGUUCAUGAUUGGACCACUCAGAUUUUGACUCGUGCGUGGGUUGAGUAGAGUGAGCAGAAUGGUAGAUAGUAUGCUCUUGAAAGCAGCCGACUGUACAAUAUGUUUUAGAGAAGCCGGUUGCUUUUGACGCGAAUGAUAAUACAACGGAGCAUACUCUUGUCUAACAGUAAAGUGAAUAAUUCUGCUAGAUAUAACAUCAGAUCUGUCUGUUCAGAGUCUGAAGCUAGAUUGAAAUAGCUAAGUUGUAAGUGUUCUGAUCAGAGUUAGACUAUUGAACAUAGUAAUCUAGUUUUCGAUGGCGUUCUAUUUUUCAGAAUGUUAUUGAAGUCAUAAACUCAACAGAUGAGCUAGCAAUCAGAUGCAAUAAAGCGAAACAAUAUACCUCAGAGGCACCUGUGUCUCCUUAGAAUAGUAAGACAGUUACACUUAUUGGAUCCGUUUCUGAUGGGCAAGUGGGCAGGUUGCUUGAUAGCUGUUACGCCGUGUUUGCGUUGAAGAGGAGCCGAGUAGAACAACGAAAAGAGGUGACGGAGAGACGAGUGAAAUAAGGCGACAAACUUUAUUUAAGCUGGGGGACAAACUGCAACAAAACAGCACCUGUCGC
Messenger RNA from Ostrinia nubilalis (European corn borer), 2769 nucleotides. Its product is annotated as zinc finger protein 628-like. Gene Ontology annotation, biological process: regulation of gene expression. The record is from RefSeq and is a predicted model, not a curated record. The transcript has a single exon. Lineage: Eukaryota; Metazoa; Arthropoda; Insecta; Lepidoptera; Crambidae. Gene Ontology annotation, cellular component: nucleus. The coding region runs from base 321 to 1841 and encodes 506 amino acids.